AUGUCGCGUCUUUGUCUUUUAAAUCACGACAAACAAAUCGACAUAAACAUUGAUGAGAAUAUCAGUCUUACCGACGUAUUCAUCGCCGCAACGUAUCGCCAAUUGGUAUUGGCCACAAAAUGUUUCAUAACUAUCUACGAUCUUUCAUCAGUUCUUCACGGCGAGCAACUAACUACUUCUUACGAAAAAAUCAACAUUCCGAGCCCUAUUCUUGCACUAACCUCGACAAUCGAUCGAAUUAUUUAUGUUUACCGUUCUGUAGAUAAUUCUAAUGAAUUGAAAAUCUGUUCUAUACAUUCACAGUUUCAAGAGCAAUCUCUCACAAUCGGAUCUUUCGAUUCAAACGAUAACAUCCAUCUAUGUUCACUGGAUGACGGAACAAUCUAUCUCGCUUACGAUUCCAAGAUCGUUUCGCUAUCAACAAAUGAUCAAUGGCUAUUUGACUCAAAAAUCGUUAAACUAUGCAGUGGAAAAGAGCAUGCAUUGAUUUUGUUGUCCGAUGGGCGAGUAUUUAGUUGGGGCAACGGUCUUCAUGGCGCACUUGGCCAUGGCGAUCUAGAACCAUGUUCUCAGCCAGCACACAUCGAAGCACUAUCUGAUCAUACUGUCACUGACAUAGCUGCGGGUGGAUGGCAUUCAUUAGCUCUCUGUUCAGAUGGAUCAGUUAUGUCGUGGGGUUGGAACAACGAUGGCGCACUUGGUUUGCAAUCCGUAGAUGAUGGUGAUACAGCGGGGGUUUUUUGUGAUCCAGUUCUAGUAACAUGUAUACCAUUGGAUGUAGACUGUGCGAAAAUAUCGGCCGGUGCAAGGCAUAGCGCAUUUCUAGGAUCGAAUAAUCAUCUAUGGUUGUAUGGUUCGAAUAAACAUGGUCAACUAGGAGAUAAAUCGUUAACUUUAAUGGAUGAUGAUCUUCGACCCGCACAAAUUCGUCCUUUAGCUGGAACAACACGUCAUCGUUUAUGUGCCGGUCAAGUUUGUGUUAGUGUGGCUUCUUGUGUAAAAGAAAUUAUCGAAAAUAGCUUGGAUGCACAUAGUACACGUUUACAAUUGACAUUCAUUGCACAUGGAGCAGAUCUAAUUGAAUUAGUUGACAAUGGUGAUGGCAUACCGGAGCAUGAUUUUGAUAAAUUGGGACUUCGGUAUCAUACAUCGAAACUAAGCCAAUUUGAAGAUUUAGAACAUGUGAAUACAUAUGGAUUUCGCGGUGAAGCGCUAUCAUCUAUUUGUAUCUACGCAGAUGUUACCAUUGUUACGCGUCAUACAUCUGCGUCGAUUGGAACAAAAUUAACUUUCGAUAGUGAAGGACAAGUAGUUUCUCGUGUACCAUGUCCUCGAGAGACCGGUACAACCAUAUCGAUUCGAUCAUUAUUCGGACGUUUUCCUGUUCGACGCACUGAGCUACAAGCACAUUCCAAACGAGAAUUUUCUCAAGCAUUAAACACUAUUCAAUCAUUUGCGAUUAUCUCUCGACAAAUACAAUUCUUUCAAAUAUCUUCGUCAGCCGAUAACCAUCCACCUUCACAUCCAUUGCUAACGUUAACUCCCUCAACUUCAUUGAAAGACACAUUAGCACAGAUUUUCGGAUCUAAAAUACUUGAAAGUAUUAUUCGCGUUGAUGAUGAUGAUGAUGAUACUAAUCAAGACUUCAAGUUCGAUGGUUACAUCUCUCGACCUCAACACGGUUCUGGUCGUUCGUCAGCUGAUCGACAAUACCUCUACGUGAACAAUCGUCCCAUCGAUUGUGCACCUUUAUUACGAGCAGUCAACGACAUUUACCGACAUUUCAAUCCCAAUCAAUAUCCUCUUGUUGUAUUAAGUAUUGAAGUACUCAAUCGAAGUACCCUUGACAUCAAUUGUACACCAGACAAACGAACAGUUUUCGUUGAACAUUUAUCCGAUAUGUGUGAUCGAAUACGAGCGAUUUUUACAAAAUUAUUCGAAACUAGUAGUAAUGUCUAUAUUGGCUCAACUAAACGAACACAAGAUACAUCAGAAAGUAGUGAUUUACCGACGCCACCAGCAAAACAAAUGAAAAUCGAACGUUUCACGAAAAAACCUUCACAAUCGUCCGAUAUUCCAAUUCUGACAACAAAGAACCCACUAUCGAAAUUUUCUGCUCCUUUCAAUACGAUUCGUUCGACUGAAACAUCGAGUCCGACUGCGUCAAAAUUAUCAACACAAGAACGUGCUCUCUUCACUUUUGAGUCACAUAGUAUCGCAAAAAGUACAACUGAGCUGUCACUUUCCGAGAACGAAGACGAAGAUCCCCAUGAGACAACGCUUCUCCAUGGAAGUCCAUCGAAAAAAGAUUUUCUCGAUAAAAUCAAACAACUCCGACAAAAAGACGAAGAGACUGAAGUAUCUACGUCGCUCGAUCACGAUCUGCUAAUGUACACGUCAACACCGGCAGUAAAAGAGAAGGCCAAACCAGCAGAAGUACCCAAAAGUAUACAAGUGACAUCAUACAAUUCAUGCGAGAUCAAAGUCAAAUUCGAUAUGGCGAAAUUGAAAAAAAAGUAUGAAGUUAUGUCGCAAAACGAAGAUGUUUCAUCGGUGAUUUCGGAUCAUCGUUUCAAUAUACACCUCGAAGAAGAUCAGAACGAAGAGGCUGAAGAUGAACUUCGUCGACAAAUUGAUAAAACCGAUUUUGAAAGAAUGUCCAUUAUCGGUCAAUUCAAUCGUGGGUUUAUCUUAGUCACACUUGUUGACAAUUCAUCUCAAUUAUUCAUCGUUGAUCAGCACGCUGCAGAUGAAAUCUACAAUUUUCAUCGUCUCUACGAACAAACAACUGUUAGUCGACAACCACUUCUUCUUCCAAAACCAAUACCACUCGAUCCAUCUCGACAAGUUCUUCUACAGCAACACUUAGAUCUCUUCAACCGUCUCGGAUUUGAAAUUGAAAUUGAUGAAAACGAACCUCGUAUCGACCGUCGUUGUCGUGUACUUUCCUAUCCAACUGUAUCCGGUGCUCAUUCAUGUGUAUUCGGUGUUGAUGAAAUCGAUGAGAUUCUUUCGCAUUUAUCUGACACAAGUCAACAAGCUCGACAAGAAGAACAUUACGAAUCAUCUCGUCUACGCAAAGUCUUUGCAUCCAAAGCAUGUCGAAUGUCAAUUAUGAUCGGAACAGAUUUGACGCAAAAACAAAUGAUAUCAGUCGUUCGACAUCUCGCACAAUUAGCGAAACCAUGGAACUGUCCUCAUGGAAGACCAACCAUUCGGCACGUGUCUAAUCUUAGCGAAGCGACAAAAGGCUUUCUUACUGAUGACUAUCAUUCAAUAUAA
Adineta ricciae is the source of this 3282-nucleotide messenger RNA. NCBI's taxonomy places the organism in Eukaryota, Metazoa, Rotifera, Eurotatoria, Adinetida, Adinetidae. The record is from the annotation of a GenBank genome assembly.